AUGGUUGUAGGUUCGAUAUCAGGCGCACUCUUCGUGCGCAGCGAGACACCAGUGGUGAAACUGAAUAUCAAGGAUUCGCUGACGCUUCCCCAUAGCGCAGAUAUCGAGCUUAUGGCACUCGAGUCUUUCGUUUCGACAACGGACAUGCUUACGCCAGCAGGAACCGACGUCACACUGCUGGUAGCUACGACGUGGGAGCUGCUGCCCGGUGAAUAA
Penicillium diatomitis is the source of this 216-nucleotide messenger RNA. RefSeq lists its product as uncharacterized. The transcript has a single exon. The coding region runs from base 1 to 216 and encodes 71 amino acids. The record is from RefSeq and is a predicted model, not a curated record. NCBI's taxonomy places the organism in Eukaryota, Fungi, Ascomycota, Eurotiomycetes, Eurotiales, Aspergillaceae.